AUGGAGACCGUAGAGCCUGUCUCUUACGAGUUCCCUGGCCAUGCCCUGGGUCCGUUUGCACACAGACGUCCGAUAGACUCGAGCCAGAGUUUCCCCUUCUAUUCGCAUCAAUCAGCACCAUACUCGUUGCCUUACCAGACCCCGAGUAGCCUGCCUUACAGCUUCGGGCAUUCCGUGGGUCACACACAUGCACAUUCGAAUGCCUAUCAGCAGCAAUACUUUGUCCCGAGUCAGCACCCGAUCCAGCCGCAACCACUGCGUCUUACAACGGAACAACCGUUGCAGUCUCUUCCAGAGAUUCGCCCGGCAAAGAACGCCAUCACCCAGACAGUGAAGUCUACAUCCGACCAUGGUCCCCGGGUGCACCUUUCAACUGGAGGCCACAGUGCACCAGUCGGGGCAACAAACGACACAAAACAAACCCAGGCUGACAUCGCCUUCUCCACCAACGUGGAUGUCCUAAUGAAGGCAAUCCAGUCAAAACAUGCCUCACCAACCCAGCAAUCCCUCCCACCACUACAACACCUGGCACCACCAGUACCACAGGCCUAUCCUGCACCGUACCCGACUGCCUCGCCCACGCCACCGCGCGGCUACCACGGCACCGAAGGCCAGCUCUCGCGCACAGGAAAGAAACGCAAGUACAACUGCAGCCUCCCAGGCUGCGGCAAGAGUUUCGCGCAGAAGACGCACCUGGAUAUCCACAUCCGGGCACAUACAGGUGACAAGCCAUUUAUAUGCAAGGAGCCCUCAUGCGGACAACGCUUCUCGCAGCAAGGCAACCUCAAGACUCAUCAACGACGACACACGGGUGAAAAGCCAUUCCAGUGUGAAAUCUGUCACAAGCGAUUCGCCCAGCGAGGCAAUGUCCGCGCUCACAAGCUUACACAUGAUCAGUCGAAACGGUUCGACUGCCGUCUAGAUGAAUGUGGUAAGCAGUUUACCCAGUUAGGAAACCUGAAGUCCCACCAAAACAAAUUCCACGCAGCAACCCUCCACAAUCUAACCGUCCGCUUCUCGCAAAUGGGCGAGACAGGCCCGAUGAACAUGAACGCCGCAGACCGCGAACUGUGGAUAUAUUUCGCCGGCCUCUACAAAAACAGCAACAAGGGCAUCAAAGGCCGCGGCAAAGACCGCCGCAUCUCAACGACGAAACGCUCCGAUCCACAGAGUAGCUGCGACUCCAUGGAUCGGACGCAGUCCGUCGAGUCUGAAGAGGGCGCUUCGAAAAUGCAGAUGCAGAUGCAGAUGCGGCGCGGGAGCUUCGAGGAUGGCUUCUCGGUUUAUAAUACUUCUAGCAGUGAUGGGGAUGAUGGUGAGCCUUAUUAUAUUGAUCGUAGGGCUCAUGUACAUGCGCAUGGACAUGGACAUGGGCAUGGGCAUGGGCAUUAA
This is a messenger RNA of Penicillium vulpinum, 1392 nucleotides long. RefSeq names its product C2H2-type zinc finger protein. Gene Ontology annotation, molecular function: RNA polymerase II cis-regulatory region sequence-specific DNA binding; DNA-binding transcription factor activity, RNA polymerase II-specific. The record is from RefSeq and is a predicted model, not a curated record. The transcript has 4 exons. Gene Ontology annotation, cellular component: nucleus. NCBI's taxonomy places the organism in Eukaryota, Fungi, Ascomycota, Eurotiomycetes, Eurotiales, Aspergillaceae. The coding region runs from base 1 to 1392 and encodes 463 amino acids. Gene Ontology annotation, biological process: regulation of transcription by RNA polymerase II.